Molecule: messenger RNA, 2226 nt
Organism: Thlaspi arvense
Lineage: Eukaryota; Viridiplantae; Streptophyta; Magnoliopsida; Brassicales; Brassicaceae
Source: the annotation of a GenBank genome assembly
AUGUUGUUAACUUCUGGGAGAAAGGAGAAGCUCUCCGUUUCGAAAGGCUCGGAAAUUGAAGCCUCUUCUAACGAGUCCGAGCAUGGUGGUACCGGCAAUGUAUGGUAUCGCUGUGUUCUGGAAGAAAACCUUGCUAAUUCGAAGCGGAAGAAGCUCUCUGUUCGCCACUUGAAUCCUCUGUCCAAGGAAGAAGAAGACUACUCGCCUCCGUUAAUCACAACAACCUUCCAUCGUCUGAUGCGCCCGGUCCCGCCGCAGGAUCUGUUUCCUGACAUCGAUUUUGAGGAAGGUGACAUGGUCGACGCUGCUCAUAGAGGUGGCUGGUGGUCUGGUUGGGUGGUUCGAGUUUUGGGAGAUCGGCGUUUCCUUGUGUACCUCAGAUUCGAACCUGAUGUCAUCGAGGUUCAUCGAACGGAUUUGCGCCCACAUUUGGUUUGGGAAGACGAGGAGUGGUUUCGCUCCGAAAAACGUCAAUUGAAGGAGUCGGAUUUUAGCGCCGGAAAGGCAGUAGAAGUGAGGACCAAAUUAGAACCUUUUGGCGAUAUUUGGGCUCCGGCUAUGGCCAUUAAGGAGAAUGAGGAUGGGACAUUACUCGUGAAAUCCACUAAUUUGAGCGGUGAAGAAGAUGAAUGCACCAAGACAAGCGUUCCUUAUUCCAAAAUCCGGCCUUCGCAACCGCCUUGUGCUUUAAGGGCUAUUAGGUUGAUGGACAAUGUGGAUGCGCUGCUCAAGUCUGGAUGGUGUCAAGGGUUAGUAACCAAGGUUCUCUCCGGGAAUAGAUACACUGUGCUCUUGGGGCCAAACAAGCAGAGUCAAGACUUUGACCACCUGCAGCUAAGACCAUCUAUGGUGUGGAAAGAUGGAGACUGGCUAACUAAAGAAAAGGUUUCGGAUAGAGAGGAGAGCACGCAUGCAGCUGAAGAAACAACUGUUUCGCCGCGCAUAAGGCUAACUGUUCGAACUUCAUUGGGAGGAGACAUUAAAGCUUGUGGUACAGGGAUGGCCACACGCUCUUCUAGUGGCGCUGUGAAGAAUCCUCCUCCUGCCUCUUCUGAUGUUGCAGAGGCUGUUAAAGAAUCUGUCUUUGCGAAUGAAAAACCGCUCUCCCAAUUUACAGUUCAGUUAUCUGGAGAUUUAGGAAGUAGCAUGGCUAAUGCUGCAAUGAACGGGAACACUCCGGUCGCAAGGCAACCUGAGAUGGCAGCAACAAAAGAGUUUCACUCAUCGGUAGUCCUUGGUGUAGCCGCAACUAGGCUGACGAAACAAACGGUCAAAACACAAGGAAAAACAUCACCGAGGAAGAAACUUCAGGCGAUGAAGAAUCAGAAGGGCUCUGCUAAUGAUUCUGUCGGAGAGAAGGCACCUGAGGAGUCGACAAACAGAGAGAAGGUUCAUAAGAGGAAAAGAGGUCAACCACGUAAGUUCUUAAGCGCAGAGCCUAAGAAGAAGCAGAAGACUGGUGUGGCUGCUAAUGGUUCAGCAAAUGCUGCGAUUGUGACUGAUGAUGAUCAGCCGCUCUCUUCAUGGAUCCACAUUGGAAAUUCAUCAUCAGGGAAAUCUGCUCCUCGGACUCCUGACUACCCAAUGCAUAACUCUGUUGUGGAAAAGCACGUCGAUGUUGUGGAAACUCCUACAGGGAACGAUUCGACAAUGGUUCUGCCAUUUGUAAAGAAGUCACCGUGUUGGACAGUCCUUGAAUCAAUGGAGAUCUUCAAAGCUGUGCCACAACGACCACAUUUCAGUCCACUGCUAGAGUGCGAAGAAGAGUCCCGUGAAGGGGACGCCAUUGGCGCAAUGGUGAAGUUCACUGGGCUGUUAGAGAAAGUCAACAAUAUACAGGUCGACGAUCCAAUAAGCGGGAUAAACAGGAUCAAAGAGUGUUUUCUCCAGUUAGAGAAACACGGGUUCAAUGUCACAGCACCUAUAUCUCGGAUCGGCAAGCUUUUGUCCAUUAAAGAAAGCCAGACAUGGGCACUGGAAGAGUUAAAAGUUGUUGAGAGAGAGAUCACAGAGCAAGAUACUAAAAGAAGGAAGUGUGAAGAAGAUAUCGAAGACAUCUCAAAGAAGAUUGUUGAGUUGCAGAGACAAGAAGCAUUGCUCAAGGAAGAGAAAGUGACAAAGGACAAGGAGAUAGCUCGGAUGCACACUCACGCAUUGAUUCUCGACCAAAAGGUUCAGAAAGUAGAGCAGGAGUUUCGGUCAACUGUGUCUGCCCCGUGGUAAUAA